UCGGAGAUGGCCAAAUUCAAUACUUUUGAUAUUCUCUGAUAAGUUCUAGCCAUCAUGACCAGUUCUUUCUCAACCCAGCCCUGUGUGGUUGAUCAAAUCCUCCCUCCCAUCGUCAGCAUUACCUCUGGUCGUAGCCUCUCGCGAGACAACACUUCGCUGAAAAGACUACUCUCGAAUGCACCCUCUUCCAUUUCACAGGCAAACCCCACAACUCAGCGUGAGAGACAAUUUGCCGGUUCAAACCACGCACCGCCUCCGAAAGAUAUUGAAAAGGGGCAAGAGGAGGUUGAGGUCACCGCGAAGCACAACCCAUCCGAUCAACUACACUUGGAACUGCCUAGCAACGACUCCAACAAUGCAUCAUCCCAGAUACCUGCACAGCUCCCUUGCCAACUCAUCGGCCACUUCAGGCGCUGGCGGCAAGAAUCCCUCCAGGGAAGGCUGUUGCCCUGCUACAUAUCAAUAAUCCCGAAAGAUCAACAAGCAAUACUAGACUCAGACAAUGCAUGGCGACCAGCUAUUGUUGGCCAGCCCAACCUACCAGGAGAUGUGCCUCCCAAUUUGCUGCAAGAGUUGUCUUUGAAGGCCGAAGGCCAAUCUGAUAAAGUCGAGCCCCGCCCUUCUAUCCUAAAUUCCCCUUUAUCGUCACCGAAGCAAGCCUCCGAAAUACAACUACCUGCGCGACCUGCUCUACCUGAGCAUCCCGAUGACGAUUCCGAUGAUUCUGACGAGUCAGCAGUGGCAUGGUCCUCCAGUCCCCCAACCCAAGAUCGUCGGAACAGACUUGCUGAUCAUGCAGCUUUCGAAAACAGGGACGAUGAGUCGUCAGGCACCGAUAGUGAGGAUGCACUUGGUCAUCUGCCACCUGACUCCAGUCCACUACAGUUGCCGGCAUUUACGAACGACAGGACGACCUUUCUCCCCAAGCCAGGAAGCCAGCUUUCAAGCAAGCCCAACACUAUGUCUGAGCGCACAGAGGAAAAGGCCUCGGACGGAGAUGAGAAGAAUCAGAACGUCAAUGUUAUUAUUGAUCCAUGUGCAAACACGAGUCCCGACUCGAAUAAUCUCACGCAGCCCGAACAUCCAAAGCCUGAUGAAGCUCCAGAAUAUGGCCAAUCGUGCAAAAGUCCUCCACAAGAGCUGCGUGUAGCCAGCCCACGUGAUGAAAUGCCUCAGCCGACAGUCCCAGUGACAAUUGAGCAAGAUAUGCGAAUGGAUGGAACAAAUCCUCAUCUGGCUGGCGGAGCUAUCCAGAAGGUCCAGGUGAAACAAACGCCACGCCCUGGGAAGGAAGUCCCUGCUGAUCAGGAUUCAAUCCAACACGUAGACCAGCCAGGAAGACACCGCAGUCUCCCGGCCGAUGAGCCUGUGUCAACAGCCUUCGUUCCAGGCACCUUCGACGACAACACGACCCUUGGAGAAGUAGUUCGUUCGCAGCCAUACCCCAGCAACGAUCCUGCUUCCCCAGGACUUAGCCGAGGAAUACAGUUUCAGCAUCCAGGCGGAACCCAACGCCACGACUUUGCUCAGAAUAUAGCGUCGCCAAAGGUGAAGAGCGAAGCUUAUGGCCUGUCAGCUGUGCAUGCCGGAAAACCCCUAGCCUCCUCCGAUCAAGGGACCGAAUCGAUGCAAAUAUGGACCACAGCCCCAAACCUCGAGAUGUCUGAGGAUUAUGAGAUAGGAUCCAGCCCUCCAGACCACGCCAUACUUCCCGACAGCUCUUCAGGACCCUCCAACGACAAGCACGGAAUGAGUCGCCUUCAGUCCUACCUCUCUGCGCUUCCUCAGACUAUUGAACAGAACAAUAGCAGCAACGAGUUCCGUCGAAAACGAGCUAGCGAGGAGAAAGAUGCACCAGCAAGUCACAAGCACCCACGGCCUGCUCAGACUUUGCCCUCAUCCUCAAUCCGGGACCCAGAUCUUGCCGUCAUAGCCCAAGAACUACGAGUUCACCGCCGGGAACAUCUCACCAAGUGGAAGAAACCUGCCACUCGCAGACAAGAUUCGUUGCACACUCGUGUUGACAGUUCUGCCUCCAGGGCAGCCUCAAACCCGUUGGCGGGCACAAUAUCCAGAAGUCGUAUGUCAUCACAGUCACUCCCAGGAGCUCGAACAUCGAUUCUCCAAACGUAUGGAGACGAUGAAGAGGGCCAGGCUGUCGUGCGAACACACCGCACUGAUGUUGAAGCGCCUCAGACGUCUCUACAAUUACGCUCAACUUACGAGCGACAGCUUUUUAGCGAAUAUCAGGCGGCUUAUCCAGAGUACGCUGGAUCUUUAUCACAUUUCCAACAGGCAAUGCGGCUGUUAAGGCGUACAUCUCUUUCAGGCAAAGGAUUUCAUCCUUUUUUGUUUGACGACGCCAUCUUUCAUCACUAUCACACCUAUCGUGCGUACAAGGCGGAUGAGGUCGACGAUUGCGAGGACGCCAUGAGCUUUCACGAAUUUUAUAAUCAACGUAUCACGCGUCCUUUGCACGUCCUAGGUUUGAUCACUCUUGAAGCCCUCCGUUGGGAGGAAUCGCAAGCGCCGGUGCCGAGGCCACAGAAGAGGCCGUUACCCCUCGAUAUGUCCGAGGAUGAUAUGCCUCGACACUUGGAAUACGGGAUGGACGGUAGUUGGAGUGACAGCCAGGGUGGACCGACGAGCCAUGUAGCGGGGACUAGCACUGAACAAUCACAGGUCAUGACCCAAACGCCUGGGGCACAAGUUUUACGGCGCAGGUUGGGCGCCGAGUCGCCAGACCUGGGGACGCCAUUGCCUCGUCAGAAGCUCCAAAGCAGCGUUCCACAGUCGCAUCUCCAAGCAGCCAGCGUCAGCUCCCGGAAAGGCAUCGAAGGUGGCCGGGUCGAUCGGCGCAGCGAUCCUUUACCUAUUUCCAAAGUACAGACUCCCGAGUCUGUGCGAAACCAUGUCCGGAAGACACCGCGGACAAUGCCAAAAACAUUCACCAUCACUGCCGCCGCCUUGUCGUCGCCAGAACCGAGAGCUGCUCCAGUCAACAGCAGAAUGCAUUCGGAGGCACGUCUUGAAAGUAAAGCAGCGCAGAGUCAUUCUCCCACACAGACAAAGGCUCGGCCCAUGCAGCCCUGGUGGCAGGAGGCUGACACUCCGUUUAAACGGUUUGAACGGCAAAUGAGCUCCCUACCAGGCGAAUGUGGGGCUUUAAUGAAGGCGAGGCCGGAGGCGAUUGAUCAGGGAAUCAACAUUUUCACUUGGAGAAUCUGAAAGUAUGGGAAAGUAUGGAAUGUGAAGCGAGAAGUGUGGCAUGACGGGAGAGAAUGUUUGUGCAGGAUUGUAUACAUGACAAGUUGUGGUUCGGUAGCUUUCGCGGUAUAAGACCAGAAUGGGCGUCUGUUCAGGUCGAUGGACCGACUUGCUAGAGCAUCUCCAAUGGGUUCUGUGACAGCGACAUGUAUGUUUCCUGCGCGACUCACGAAGUCA
Molecule: messenger RNA, 3444 nt
Organism: Exophiala mesophila
Lineage: Eukaryota; Fungi; Ascomycota; Eurotiomycetes; Chaetothyriales; Herpotrichiellaceae
Exons: 1
Coding region: 55-3228 (1057 amino acids)
Source: RefSeq, a predicted model, not a curated record